Messenger RNA from Neohortaea acidophila, 1372 nucleotides. RefSeq lists its product as uncharacterized. The coding region runs from base 77 to 1339 and encodes 420 amino acids. The transcript has a single exon. NCBI's taxonomy places the organism in Eukaryota, Fungi, Ascomycota, Dothideomycetes, Mycosphaerellales, Teratosphaeriaceae. The record is from RefSeq and is a predicted model, not a curated record.
CUCCAACCUCUCUCCCGUUGUGAACCGAACCGUGCGCGCCAUUUCGACCGAAUUCGGAUCGUUGUCGGAAGAGCCCAUGUUGUUGGAUGCGGAGGAGGAUUUGCACCAACCUAUAUGGGAUCCGCAAGGCUUGAUGUCUUUCGAUCAAAGAAGAGACACGCCUGAGCCGAGCUCCUUGGCUGUCAUUCGAGGUAGUCAGAUGAUGGAUGACUAUGGCGGAAUGCCCGCAAACGUCCGCUCAAUCGAAAUGCGACAACGGCUGCCAUCUCAUGUCGAGACCCUUCUGGAGAGACCUACCCCGGGUUAUGAAAGAGGUGAAUCUCCUGCUAAGGACUUCGAAGACAGCCGCACCUCAAACAAAUACCAAGCCGAUGUACAGCUAUCCGAACCGCCCGAUCAGCUUCGCAUCACACUUGUGCGCACAGCAGCCAACGCGGAAGAUGACAAACUUUUGUUUACAGCAGCCUCAGAAGCUCAGUCAGAAGACUCACAGUCCGAUGAUGAAGAGUUGUGGAGAGAGAUUUUGAAGAUCAAGCAUCCACCAUCUAGCCAUCACUCUCUGCGUGCUUUGCACUCUGCAAGCGCACACAUCGCCACGUCUGACUCUCACAUCGACCAUCCCGAGCUGCAGCAUUUCAUUCGGGCGCUCAAUGGCGGCGAUAACAGUGUUGGCGGUGUUGUCCGGCCCGAUGAUCAGCCCUCGAUGACUGAUCGGCAGCACGAUGAAGGACUCAAAGAAGGGAUUCCCAAGGCUCCGAGCCCGAUGCAAUCCCCUUCAACAUCAUUCCACCAGAUAGAAACGCUUGCACGCCACAAAACGAUCGAAGAGCGCCGAAUUAACGAUGAUGCGGACGACGAGGCCUUAUGGCGGCAAUUUAUUGUCGGCACCCAGAGUAGCUCCAUCAGUUCAGAGCAUGGUAUCGAUGACGCAAGAACGAACGCCAGCACGACUGGACAUGGGACCAUCACAGCUGCUCCUUCCUUGUUCAACAUCAGCGGCCUAGGCACCUCCGACGAAGCAAACCCGGGAAAUAGCCAAUGGGUAGAUUCCAGUGUGCAGAGUGCAGGGCCGAGUCGGACAUCAUCGCAUGGCUCCGAUGCCAGAUCCAUCGACGCCGAGUACGAUGCUCAAUCCAAAGACAGAGACGCCGCUACUCACGAUGGCCGCGAUGUGGAAAGUAUAGAAGAUGUGCAAUCGCCCACAUUUCACAACGAGGCAUCAUUCAACAUUCACAGCACUCCAUUGAGAGUCUUGAACCCGCAUCGAUUCAAGAAGCCGAGUAAACCCAGAUGUGAGCCUGGCCAGAAGGCGAAUCUCUUCCGCCUUCCUCGUAGAUAGAAGUAAGCCGAGAGGAAUUUAGGGGCCAAAGAA